AUGCAAACACUGCGUGACAUUUACACUGCUGGGCGUGGGCGUCGAGCAGCAGGCGGGAUCUUCUUUGGAGCAGUUCCCGUCGAGCUGCCAGUGGGCAAACAGACAGGUGAGUCGCUCAGCGUGCAGCCGAUCGAGGCUCAGGUUCCGCCCAGUUACGGGAGCUGUCAGGUGUCAGUGCUUCAGUGGUGGAAGCCGUCUGUCGUUAACUCAGCUUUGUCUGUUACCGAUAUGAGAGGACGGUACAAAAUAAAUGACUUCAGGGGCAGACGGGGAGAACCCGACUCCUCUCCUCUGCUGGGGGACACCGCGGCGGGCUCACCUGUCCCAGGUGCAGCAGUGUGUGGUGUGGGAGGCAUUAAGAAAGGUGCCAAACGUUCCAUUUAUGGUAACGAUAAGGUCUACCUCGGAGUCCGUGUCAGAAUGCCAGUAAAGGAUCUGCUGAGAAACAUCCGCCUCGCUCAAGGCAGUGGCCAAGAUUUGAAGGAGAGAUACAGUAAAACAGCCAAAGGAGACUUAAAACGAGCUAAAACUCGCUUCAGACGCCGAACCGUCAAGACACAACAGCCGUCACAAAGCCUGGAGGAGCUGUCAAUCAUCGUCGAAGUACUGGAAGAGGAUCUCAGGACUGGCAGCAGAAACCCAUUGUCUCCCCCACCCCUGUCCCCCACUGGUCCACCAGUUUCUCCUCAGCUGUCUCCAACUGGAUUUAACGGUGACGAGUACGAUGAAAUUAUUCCCAGCCCCCCGUCCUACAUGACCUACUCUCCAGGCACAGCAGAGUACCACCAGACCCCUCCUGGCCUUAUGUUUCCCAGCUGUCCGCCCUCGAUCUUUGGAAUUGUGAGCAAAAAUGGUGAACAAGGGGAGGAGUGGUUUGGUCCCAGGAACUACAGUGAAUACAACGUGAGCAGCACCGCUUUCUUCUGGACACAGCUGCAGAAAGAGGAGGGCCAGCUGAGGGAUGUCUGCGACGUAGAACUGCUGUCCGCUGAUGAGCAUGGCAGGACAGCCCUUCACAGAGUGGCAUGUGUUGGAAAGAGGGCUCUGGGCUUUGCCAUUGCUAAAAGGAUGGCCACAUUCAACAGCCUGGACCUAAAAGACUCAGAUGGAAUGACUCCUCUUCUCUACGCAUCAAAACACAACCACCACCUGAUGGUGGCCGAUCUGAUCUAUCUGGGAGCCAACGUCAAUGAGACGAACAACGCAGGAAAAUCAUGCCUCCACCUCAGCGCUGAGAGUGGCUACAUCAGAGUCCUGGAGGUUCUAAUGCAUGCAAUGAUGGAUGGCAUAUAUGUGGACGUCGAAGCUACUGAUAACUCUGGGAUGAGUGUGGUACAGUGUGCUGCAAUUGCGCUGAAGGCCACCGUCUGUGAGGUGGAAAGCAACGAAUCCCUCGGUCACAGCAAGGUCCACACACUCCGCCGAGAGCAAAUGAUGGAGACUCUGGAGUGUGUGCUGCAGAUGUGCAGCUACCUUCAUGUCAUGAGGGGGCAGAGGAUGCAGCCCAGAACCGCCUGAUCUGCCUGGCAGGGCGUUUCAGAGACCCCGACGGUAACGUUUCGAGUACAUUCAGGCAUGUCUUUGUCUUAGAGAGGCUGUAAUUAAUGGUGUGUUUUGCUCUCUCCAAGCAUGUGUUCAGGCCUGUUACAGAAACAUCUGACAUUCUGUGUUUGGCAAAAACGCCUGACUUGCAAUCAGGCGUUUAUUGUAACCUGCACAGAAAUGUUAGGUUCUCAUUAGCUGGUUUCUAUGAAACUUCCAUUGUUUGUUACAUUGGAGUAACAACUUGUUCUCAGUUAGGGUGUCCAGCUGAUCCAAUCUAAAAUCGAUUCAAUGUUCUUUAAGCUGUUAAUGUCACAGAGCUCUUUGAGGAGAGCUGUGACAUUGUUACCUAGAACAAGUCAUAGGAUUUAUAUGUUGGAUCUUUAACCUCUUGAAUCCACCGGUCAAGCCUUAGGUUUGGGUUCAGUUAACAUCCAGCCACACUGUCACACAAACACUGCUAUGCACGUGUGAAACACUUCAUUCAAAAUGUUAUGGCUGUGUAGCAUGUGGCUAAAAACAAAACCCAGCUAUAAGUCUCGACAGGUGCCGGCGACAUGGUGGACGUUAAGAUGUUAAAGGGCUCUGAUACUGGAGGACAUUAAGUAGUGCCGAGGGGACGAGGAGUCCCUCGAUCUCUUUCAAAAACACUGGUUGUGCAUGUAUAACUUUUUUUUUCUGUCAAAUAUAAUCUCCGUGUCUGUGAACAGUUGUCACUGAUUAGUAAUCAACAAUUGGUUAAACACCGAAAUGUGAGGGUAUUACUUCAUUCUUGUUUCGAUGUACGGCGUUUGAAAAAUGAAACUACGGCAGUGAAAAGAAAAACAAAAUGAUAAAAUAAAAUGUAGUCAUGUUCAUAAAUUAGAUGAAAGCUCUCCGUGUGAAUCAGUCUUUAAAUGUUGAGUCUGAUGUGUUUACAUAUGUAUAUGUGUAGUUAGCUCGGUCACCGCAGCCAUCUGCUACCAGCUCUCAGCAGACGGCACACUGGUUAUAAAGUGAGGAGUAAAGACUGAUGGAGGAAUGUGGGCCCCUCUGCAAACCAGUCUGCCUGUACUGGAAAAUGAUAAAUAUUAGGAAGGCACCAGUAUGUUGGCUGAUGGAUAUUUACCAGAAGUGUCCCAUUAUUUUUAAACUCCUAUUGAUGUUCCUGCAUAACUCACCACAAAGCUGAAACUAUUGACUCUUAAUGCCAGCACUUAUUCUUGUCUUUAAGCUGUGGUGCAUGAAAACGUUAUCAAGGACUCUGUAACAACAGCAUCACAGCGUAGGGAGUCCUUUAAAUGACCUCAAAGUCCAUCUGCCAGCUAUUUUUGGUGUUCCAGUCAUUUUUUGUCAAAGUUUUUUGUUUGAUGUAUUUGGAAAAUAAUGUCAGCGUGUAUGUAAGACAGCUUGUUGUUAGCACGUUGUUUAUCCUUAUAGUUUUUCAAUAGUGCUGACAACAUAAAUAUGACAUAAAAUUAAUAUUUACAUAUUUGUUUGGGGUUUUAUUUAUCAUGGGUUCCUUGUUUGUUCAUGUCUGUUUUAAUACUGACUUUUUUUUCCAAUUUUGUUUAAUAUGUUUUGACUCUUUGACUCUGUACAUGUGAGUUUGAGCCAUACAAAGAAACUGACCAGACUUUAACCAAAUACAUUUAUAUAUGUAUAUACAACACAAGAAGUCCUGAGCAGUCAGCGAGUCCACCGUUACUGCAUUAUGAAUGAGAAACGGUGUGACGGGCCAGGCUCGAUGAUCCUUUGCGAUUCCUUGACUGGGCUCUUUUGCGGGGUCGACUGGCCCACAGGGAGGCAUGUCCCACUCCCCUGAGUGGGACAUUACCUUUAAUCUCAGUGUAUUUGACCUUUUCAUAUUUCAGGUGCUAAUUUUAAAUAUUAAUACCGCUAAGCUUAUGUAUUAGAAACAAAAGACAUCCUAGUUUUAAAAAGCACUUUCCUGUAUUAUGCGAGAUUUGUACUGCUGUUAUUAUGGGAUAUUAUAUAAGACAUGGGGAUUAAAUGGGCUUAACUAGGGGCUCUAUAAGUUUUUUUGUUUUAUUGGGGAUGUAAGCAUUCUGUCUUUUGUCUGUGGACGUGUGCUCCAGUGUAUACCUGUGGUUAAAAUGUGUUUGUUUGUUUGUUGUCUUAUAUGGAGUGGUGCCAACAAUUUGACCUUUGGGUUGUUUUCACAUGAGUCAUAAUGAGAUGUUUGGUGAAUCAUCAGGUAGAGCUGUUAACCUGAGAGUCAUAGUGUGUCGCACACAGACACACACCCUGCUCCAUCGGCAGUCCUGAUGGUUUUUCUUUUACCUUUUCUUAAUGUGCCUGCACGUUUUACGCUUGUGUGAUAAAAGAUGCUUUUGCUUUUUAAAAAGGUCAAUAAAGUUUGGGUUGAGUAAACAUUA
Oreochromis aureus is the source of this 3920-nucleotide messenger RNA. RefSeq lists its product as uncharacterized. The record is from RefSeq and is a predicted model, not a curated record. Bases 1 to 1518 code for a protein of 505 amino acids. Gene Ontology annotation, cellular component: nucleus. Gene Ontology annotation, molecular function: POU domain binding; DNA binding. Gene Ontology annotation, biological process: regulation of gene expression. NCBI's taxonomy places the organism in Eukaryota, Metazoa, Chordata, Actinopteri, Cichliformes, Cichlidae. The transcript has 11 exons.